Messenger RNA from Ochotona princeps (American pika), 514 nucleotides. It is a transcript of the gene ZNF584, whose product is annotated as zinc finger protein 584. The transcript has 2 exons. Gene Ontology annotation, biological process: regulation of DNA-templated transcription. NCBI's taxonomy places the organism in Eukaryota, Metazoa, Chordata, Mammalia, Lagomorpha, Ochotonidae. The coding region runs from base 8 to 514 and encodes 168 amino acids. The record is from RefSeq and is a predicted model, not a curated record.
GCUCCACAUGUCCAGGAGCGGGAAACUCCCGAGAGGCCGUCACCGCCUCUUCACGCGUCCGUGGCUGCCGCGCGGUGACUGCGUCUUCCUUAGACUUUGCCCUCCUCAGGAGAGGCGCCGUUCCCUGCCGCCCUCCUUCCUUGCGCCUUCCCGAGGGAGGCGGCUCCCAUCGUCCUCCGUCGCGUUUUUACCGAGGCGAGGGGGAGACUUGCCCUCGAAGCUUCUGCGGCGUUCAGACGUCGCGGCGCCCGGGGCGGGGGUGGCCGAGACUCGUUUCGGUGGCGUUUCACUAUCAGCCAUUUUCACGGUCUGGCUCUGCCCGCAGGUUCCAAUGGCCGAGGAGGCGCAGGUGCCAUUGAACCCAUUGUUGGAGGAGCCCGUGGGGCUGGAGGAUGUGGCUGUGUAUUUCGCCCAGGAGGAGUGGGGGCUGCUCAGUGGUCCCCAAGACGUGAUGCUGGAGAACUUUGCACUCAGCAGCUCACUGAGUAAGUCGCACACUCUCCCUGCACGUUGA